Molecule: messenger RNA, 1549 nt
Organism: Eufriesea mexicana
Lineage: Eukaryota; Metazoa; Arthropoda; Insecta; Hymenoptera; Apidae
Gene: Rbsn-5
Product: Rabenosyn-5
Exons: 7
Coding region: 14-1549 (511 amino acids)
Molecular function (GO): metal ion binding
Source: RefSeq, a predicted model, not a curated record
AUUAUAUUUUAUAAUGGCCGACAACGAAGAAGUAUUAGAGGGAUUUAUCUGUCCAAUAUGCAUGACAGAUUUCAAAACACCUAAUCAAUUAACAAAACAUUUUGAGGAUUUUCAUAACGAUGAUCCAGAAAUUUUAAAAUCGCUUAAAGAUCUUUUUGGCAAGGCUAAAAAGAAAAUUUUAAAGCAAGAUGAAAUGUCAGAUUCCUUUGCAAAUAAUAUACCAUCAACUAAUAGACAACUUAGCCCAGAACUUAAUUGGGGACCUCAAGAAAUAGGUGCAAUGAGAUCGCAUACAAAAUAUUUUAAAGAUAUAAGAAAUAUGAGAUUGGAGCGUUAUUCUAUAGAAACAAAUAAACUUCUUAUAAGAUUAGAUAAAUUACUGAACAAUUUACCAUCUGAUCCAGUUGAUAGGAAAGUUCAUGAACGCACUAUUGUGCCAUGGAUAGAUGAAAAAGAUGUAAAAUUGUGCCCUACUUGUGCAAAAAGCUUUCAUGUUGCAAGAAGAAAACACCAUUGUAGACUUUGUGGAGCUGUUAUGUGUCACAACUGUACAAUAUUUCUAUCAUUACAAGAUGCAAGAAAAAUGACAAGCCCUGUAUCCGUACAAGAUGAUUCAGCAGUAUCUCCUACCUCUGAACGACCAAUUACGGAACGUAUAGUACGUGCAGGUAUAGGUCUUACAAAAUUGGCGAGGUCACCAUCCAGUGGUAGUUUAAACAGUGUACUAUCCUUGGUUAACGAUUCAACAGGCAGUGAGCAACAUUUCAGAAUUUGUACACAUUGUGCAAAUCUACUUAAUGCAAGAGAAAAACAAAAAGCAAAACAUUUUGAUAAACCAAUAGUAUGUCAAUUUUAUGAUAAGAUGAGAGCAUAUAUGAAAGAAGCAUCGCAACACGUGGAAAUGUACAACAAAAUGUGGGAAUCAUUAAAUGAGGGAGAAUCUACAUAUAAUUUAGAAGAUGCUCAAGCUUUAAGAAUUAAAAUCGCAAAAUUAGGCGAAAAUAUAGAUUUAAUUAGCAAAAGAAUUUCAGUACUCGGAACAAGAUGUGUAGAGAAUCCCCCGCAAGAUCAAGAACUUCGAUUACAUCAUAUGGUUAGGAUGUCUGCGAUGAUAUUUUUAAAAGAAGAACUACUGAGCGUACAAGCUUUGCCUUCGGAAGAGAGAUAUGCAGAAUUACAGAAAGAACGGCAAAGACGUUUAGAAGCUAGAAUUGCAUACGAACGACAAUUGGAGGAAGAACAAAGAGAGAGAUCUAAAGAACAACGUAAAAAGGAUUCGUGGAAUCUUGAAGUUAGACCUACUGUAAAAGAAAAUCAGCCUAAUGCAGUGGUACUAAAUCAAUCACAAGGUUGGGGUCCUUCUAGCAUUACUCCCAUAAUGCCAUCUUCUAUGGAUCCUAUAAUUGAACAAAUGAGUAAUCUUCGAGCGUAUAUUAAGCAAGCUAGAGCUGAUUACAGAUAUGAUGAAGUAGCAACAUUAGAAAACAAUCUUAAAGAGCUUCAAAGCGCCUAUUUUACAAUGAAACAAAGUAAUAAUAGCGAUGGAUAA